Molecule: messenger RNA, 660 nt
Organism: Desarmillaria tabescens
Lineage: Eukaryota; Fungi; Basidiomycota; Agaricomycetes; Agaricales; Physalacriaceae
Exons: 4
Coding region: 1-660 (219 amino acids)
Source: RefSeq, a predicted model, not a curated record
AUGAAAGAAACAGAGAUGAUGGUGGAAGAGAAGGAAAGACAUGUAGUGAACCAAAAAUGGAAGUAUGAGUCAGCCAGCCUGAGAUGUCCAGUCUAUGAGCGCAGCAACUCAUACUAUCACACCGGGUGUUUUGAGGGACUGGUGGUGGAGGUGGUGGUGGAGACUCUGUCAUCGGCUCCUUGGGCUGCGGCAUGCACAGGUGGUAUUGCCAGCAUUGGUGCCGGUCAUCGCAUUAACAUAAUCAAUACCGGCCUCAGUCAUCCACCACCAGGGUACCCUCCUAUGGGUGGCUUCAUCGGCAUAUUGCCCUGGGUCAAGGGGUGGUCCAGAGUAGAGGGCGGCAUAUCGCCUGGCCACAUUGUCAUCAAGUACUGGUACUCAGUACCUGUCAUAGGUCCCAAGUCCUCAGCUUGUUAUGACAUCCUCAGGUUCUGCCACUCCAUAGCUGAGUCAUACAAAGUUGGCCUCAGGGUGAUGGGCUUCUGCGACCCAGGUGGGGGAUGGGGGGUAGUGGACAUAGCUUCCAUCGAAGUGAUGGGGCCACUGUUCCUGUUCCCACUCCCGGAUUCUUCUAGAGAGUGCUGCUGCCUCUCUUCCAGCCUCCAGACAGGCCUUGACUUCUGGGGGGAGCCAGGCAGACUGAAUGUCGAGUCCCGAUGA